CGCCCCUCCCGGAUGUCCGGCGUGGCCCCGCCUCCCGGCCGCAGGCGUGAUGGCGCUGUGCGAGGCAGUGGCGUGCGGCAGCGCUCUGGUCUGGCCUCGGGUGUUGCUCUUCGGAGACUCGAUCACGCAGAAAAUGCGAUGUUCUGAAUCGUGGAUUUUCAGGUUACAAUACCAGAUGGGCGAAAAUCAUCCUCCCAAGACUAAUCAGGAAAGGGAACAGUUUGGACAACCCAGUAGCAGUUACAAUUUUCUUUGGUGCCAAUGACUGUGCGCUAAAAGUACGCAUAUCUCCAUGGAAAAGACUGGAAAGAAUAUGAUCAAGUGCCAGCAGUGGUUUUCUGGGUGAUAAGAUCACGAGUGCUUUUACUUUUGCAAACCACACAUACGUAUAAUUUAGGAAAGUGGCCUGCAGUGAGCCCUGUGUGAGCCCGUCUAGAAGGAAUCCUUUGCAGCGAUGACAGCUGUUGCUUAGUUUAUGGAGAACGUCCUUCCCGGCAGGCACCUUGCUCUAAGUGCCUUACACACUUGGCUGAUGUAAUUUCCACCGCAACCCUAUGAGGUAGACCCUACUGUCAUCCUCUUUUUACCAGCGAGGAAACGGAGGUACAGAAAGGUUGAUCAUUUGUCCAAGGGCACGUGGCUGGCCAGUGACAAAGCCGGCGCACUCCAUAGCCCAGGUCUUAAACGUCUUUACAAAUUCAGGCUAAUCCAGGGAUAACCACAUGACCAGAAAAGGAGGAAAGACCAGAGGCCUUACGAGGCCCCGAGCCAGAGCCUUUGGAGUCCGCUUUACAGAGGCCCGUGCACUUGAACUCUUCCGCCUUCUCUUUCUGCCUUUGGUGCUAAGCGGUUCCCCCGCGGCGUCACGAGUUACGCCCGUUUGUGAAUAUGCAUCGACCUCGUCACCGCCCACAGCAAACCUGCAUGUGGCUGAAACGUCCACGUUCCUCCCGAACAGACGAGAACCCCAAGCAGCACAUCCCCCUGGAGGAGUACGUCGCCAACCUGAGGAGCAUGGUGGGCUACCUGCGGUCGGUGGGCGUGCCCGAGGGCAGGCUGGUCCUCAUCACGCCGCCCCCGCUCUGCGAGGCCGCGUGGGAGCAGGAGUGCCUCAGGCAAGGUUGCAAGUUAAAUCGCCUGAACUUGGUUGUUGGUGAAUAUGCCAGGGCCUGUUUACAAGUAGCCCAGGACUGUGGGAUUGAUGCCCUUGACCUGUGGACCCUGAUGCAGAAGGACAGUCAGGACUUUUCUUCCUAUUUGUCAGAUGGACUACAUUUAUCACCAAAGGGAAAUGAGUUCUUGUUCUCCCAUCUUUGGCCUUUGAUAGAGAAGAAAGUCUCUUCCCUGCCUUUGCUGCUCCCUUACUGGCGAGACAUAGCAGAGGCAAAACCAGAACUGAGUCUCCUGGGAGACGGGGACCACUAGUCACAGAAGACCCAGUCCAGCUGUUAAUCUACAGAACGAGAAGUCGCCAGUGCACAAAGACCCCAAGACAAGUGGUCGGAGAUUUUUGUCUCAAGUUUAAACCUUUGCUCAUGACCCUGGAACAAAAAUCACUAACGUCUGCCACCAAGAUUAAUAAAAGCAUUAGUUUUCAGGACAGCUCCGUGCCUGUAGGCACAUGGUGUUUGGUAAUGUUUAUUGGUUGA
Messenger RNA from Hippopotamus amphibius kiboko, 1649 nucleotides. RefSeq names its product isoamyl acetate hydrolyzing esterase 1 (putative) (gene IAH1). Gene Ontology annotation, molecular function: hydrolase activity, acting on ester bonds. The transcript has 5 exons. NCBI's taxonomy places the organism in Eukaryota, Metazoa, Chordata, Mammalia, Artiodactyla, Hippopotamidae. The record is from RefSeq and is a predicted model, not a curated record. The coding region runs from base 889 to 1425 and encodes 178 amino acids.